Closterium sp. NIES-65 is the source of this 1938-nucleotide messenger RNA. The record is from the annotation of a GenBank genome assembly. Lineage: Eukaryota; Viridiplantae; Streptophyta; Zygnematophyceae; Desmidiales; Closteriaceae.
AUGGCGGCGGCAGCUGGGGGGCGGCACAACUACGGCGACGCACUCGCCCUGAGUAUCCUGUUCUUCGAGCAGCAGCGCUCCGGAAAGCUGCCGGCCAAUCAGCGAGCCAAGUGGCGCGGGGAUUCCGGGCUGAAUGACGGCAAGGACGUCGGGGUGGACCUAUCCAAGGGCUACUACGACAGCGGCGACAACGUCAAGUACGGGCUGCCCAUGGCGUUCACGGUCGCGACGCUGGCGUGGGGAGUGGUGGAGUACGGUAGCCAGCUGGAGGCACAGGGGCAGCUGCAGUACGCGCUGGACGCCGUGCGCUGGGGCGCGGACUACUUUGUUAGCGCGCACCCCGAGCCCAAUGUGCUGUACGCGCAGGUGGGCGACGGCGGGUCGGACCACGCGUGCUGGCAGCGGCCCGAGGACAUGACCACGCCGCGCACCGCGUACCGCCUCGACGCCGCCAAUCCCGGCACGGAGGUAGCUGCGGAGGCCGCCGCCGCCCUCGCCGCCGCGAGCCUCGCGUUUGUCGCGAGCGACAAGGCGUACUCGACGACGCUGCUGCGACACGCGCGCGAGCUGUUCUCGUUCGCGGACAAGUAUCGGCGCACGUACACAGCGAGCAUCCCCUCCGCUGCCACCUACUACCAGUCUUACUCCGGCUUUAACGACGAGCUGCUGUGGGCGGCGGGGUGGCUGUACCGCGCUACAGCCGACCAGCAGUACCUGGGCUACAUCCGAGCCAACAAGGACGCGCUCAAGGGCGCCGCUACAACCGCCAAGAUGUUCUCCUGGGACGACAAAUUCGCCGGCGCGCAGGUCCUGCUCUCGCAGUUGGCGCUGGUGGCGGGGGACAGCAGCAUGCAGGCGUACGCGGAUCAGGCGCAGCGGUUCAUGUGCAACGUGCUCGCCGGCUCCAAGACUCCCGGCGGGCUGCUGGUGUUCCUGCCGUGGAGCAACCUGCAGUACGUGACAUCAGCGUCGCUUCUACUCUCGGUCUACUCAGACUACCUCGACCGCGCCUCUGUGGGCUCCUUUAAGUGCGCCUCCGGCCAGACGCUCACGCCCACGGACCUGCGGAGCAUGGCGCAGAAGCAGGUGGACUACAUCCUGGGCAGCAACCCCAAGGGCAUGAGCUACAUGGCGGGGUACGGGGCGUACUACCCCAAGCGCCAGCACCACCGCGCGGCGUCCCUGCCGUCCAUGAAAAGCAGCCCUGGGUUCAUUGCGUGCGGCGAUGGCUUCUCCUUCUUCCACACCCCGAACCCCAACCAGAACGUGCUGGCAGGGGCACUUGUCGGUGGCCCAGACGCCUCGGACUCGUUCACGGACGACCGUGGAAACUACCAGCAGAACGAGCCCAGCACGUACGUGAACGCGCCGCUCGUGGGCGUGCUGGCUCGCAUCGCCGGCGGCACGGAGAAGAUCCCUGUCACGCACGCCGACCCUGGCCCGAUCAGUGCGCCUAGGGGGGCGCGGCCGAAGGGAGAGAAUGGAGGGGGGAGCGGUGGAGGGAAGAGCCCACCGAAGAACACUGGCGGCAAGCCUAGCAACGGCAAUAACAACGGUGGCAGCAAGGGCAGUGCCGGUGGCAGCAAGGGCAGCGCCGGUGGCAGCAAAGGGGGGGGAAGUGGCAGCGGCAGCAGCAAGGGAGUGCGGCGUCUGGUGGUGCAGACGAGGCAGACAGCCGUGUGGAAGGACAAGAGUGGGCAGGAGGUGGGGAGGUACAGGGCCAAUAUCACCAACGUCAGUGGAGGGCGACUCAACGCUCUCACUCUCAGGGCCAGCAACUUCCAUGCCUCGAGCUACUGGGGACUAGUUUUGUCGGAAAAGCCACGGGGAUUCAGGAUAGUGGAGAACGGUGGAAAUAUGGAGAAGGGUGCGUCUGUGGCAGUGGUGUACAUUCAACCGGGAGGAAAGGCGCGGUUCCGUGGCAUCUUUAGGGAUUGA